Messenger RNA from Vicia villosa (hairy vetch), 1553 nucleotides. RefSeq names its product proline iminopeptidase. Gene Ontology annotation, molecular function: aminopeptidase activity. Bases 203 to 1375 code for a protein of 390 amino acids. Lineage: Eukaryota; Viridiplantae; Streptophyta; Magnoliopsida; Fabales; Fabaceae. Gene Ontology annotation, biological process: proteolysis. The record is from RefSeq and is a predicted model, not a curated record. The transcript has 10 exons. Gene Ontology annotation, cellular component: cytoplasm.
AACAGAUAAGUUCAGAACCAUGCACAUGCUAGUACAUUAAUGCAACAAACAAAAGAAAAAACCGUAUAAAAAACAAUAAAACAAAACAGUACUACCAACAAACAUGUGAAAAUCACAUUGCCACUAUCCGAAACCGAAACCCAAUAGGAAAAAAUGUUACUCACGAUUCAACACCAUCUCAAGUUGAUUCAUCAAUAAAAGAAUGAACUUGGCUUUCACUUUUACUCCAUUCUCAACUCCUAAUAAAUUCUCACCUUCCUUCAUUUUCACCACUCCAAUCUCUCACCCCCAAACCAAUUCCUCAGGUAGAAAAAGCUUAAUUUUUGGUGUGCAAAAGAUUGAUAAUCAUAUUGAGUCAACACCUACUACUACUGCUAUUAUGGCUUCACAACAGGGAAUUCAGCAAGUUAACCCUAAUUUUUAUCCAGAUAUUGAACCCUAUAGUACUGGUUUUUUGAAGGUUUCAGAUCUUCAUUCAAUCUAUUGGGAGCAAUCAGGAAAUCCAACUGGCCAUCCAGUUGUUUUCCUUCAUGGAGGCCCUGGAGGUGGAACUUCCCCGAGUAAUAGGAAAUUUUUCGAUCCUGAAUUUUACCGAAUCAUACUAUUUGAUCAGCGAGGUGCAGGGAAAAGCACGCCCCAUGCUUGCUUAGAGCAAAACACCACAUGGGACCUUAUCGACGACAUUGAAAAAUUAAGACAACAUUUGGAGAUUCCCGAAUGGCAGGUAUUCGGUGGAUCAUGGGGAAGCACACUUGCCCUUGCGUACAGCCAAUCUCACCCAGACAAGGUUACUGGCAUGGUCCUUAGGGGAAUUUUCCUUUUAAGGAAGAAAGAGAUUGAUUGGUUUUAUGAGGGUGGUGCUGCUGCAAUAUUCCCUGAUGCUUGGGAGCCAUUUAGAGAUCUUAUUCCAGAAAAUGAGAGAGGAUGCUUCAUUGAUGCUUAUAAGAAGAGAUUAAACUCUGAUGAUAUUGAAACUCAGUACGCAGCCGCUAGAGCAUGGACCAAAUGGGAAAUGAUGACUGCUCAUCUUUUUCCAAAUGAAGAGAAUGUCAAAAGAGGAGACGAUGACUACUUUUCACUGGCAUUUGCAAGGAUCGAAAACCACUAUUUCGUCAACAAGGGAUUCUUUCCCUCCGAUUCAUUCUUGUUAGAUGGAGUUGAUAAAAUAAAGCAUAUCAACACCACAAUCGUGCAGGGGAGAUACGAUAUGUGCUGCCCUAUUAUGUCAGCCUGGGAUCUUCAUAAAGCUUGGCCAGAGGCAGAUUUUCGGGUGGUAGCCGAUGCAGGACAUUCAGCCAAUGAACCGGGCAUAGCUGCUGAACUUGUGGCGGCUAAUGAGAAAUUGAAAAACAUACUCAAGAAUAAAGGGGACUAAAGUGAGUGGACCACCAAAUAGACACGGCAGGCGCGCGCAGUUGGUGACUAAUAAGAAACAUCCUUAGCAAGCUUUUUGUCUGCAAAGAAAUAAAUUACAAAUGUUUGUGUAUUGCAAUUUUGUAAAAUUUGCCUUCAUUGUCGAUGACUCAUAUUAGCAAUGCAUGCUUCUUUUGAUC